This is a messenger RNA of Camelina sativa (false flax), 1848 nucleotides long. The record is from RefSeq and is a predicted model, not a curated record. NCBI's taxonomy places the organism in Eukaryota, Viridiplantae, Streptophyta, Magnoliopsida, Brassicales, Brassicaceae.
AUGUCAAAUCCGAUGAUGUUCUCGGAGAGCUCAAGUAAAAACAGCAGAAGAGUUCAUCAAAGGAGAGACAGGAAGAUGUGGAAGAAACCCAUCAAGAUUUCUAGACUGCCCAGUUUUGGAUUCUCCGGUUCCGACUUCACUGUUGAUCAGAUUCCGGCCAUCUUCUCCGGCUACACUGCCGAGUCUGAAGAUUCUUCUUCUUCUUCUUCUUCUUCUGAGAUGUCUGAUGAUUCCAGAACUUACUCUAAAUCAUCUGAUGAGAACGAACAUAUUGACCAGGAAAGUUCAAGAUCGGUGAAAAGACGAGCGAAAUUGAAGAGUGUUUCAAGUAUGAAGGUUCUUAGGAGACAGUCAACGAGGAAACUACAUGGAGGAGGACAGAGACUGAAGAAGAUGAGAUCUUUGAAGCGUUUAACUUCAAAUUCUACACACAAGAAUCUCGAUUCAAUAUCUAGGGAUGGUUUUGGAUUGUUAAAGCCUCAUUACUUGAGACCAACGAGCUCUUCUGCUUCUAAGAAUAUAGAAAGUAAUCAGAAGAAUCUUGGAGUGGCUCGGUUGAAGAGAAUAGCAAGCUUAAGAUACAAUGGGUUGCUUAAAGCUACGUGUUCUUCAGCUAUGAAAGGUUCUUCUUCUAAGAAGAGUAAUGAUGUUUGCACUUAUAGGUAUUGUUCUCUCCACGGUAGGCGUCAUAGCCACGCUACGGAUAACAAUGUUGGUGUUCCGUCUCUGAAACGGUUUGUGUCGAUGAGGAGGAAGUUUAUGAAGAGGCAGAAUAGUGUGAACCGGCGUUUGGUGUUGUUGAAGCGGACUUUGAGUAGAAAGAGAGGGCCUUUAGGCGGUGGGAUUGUGACUGAUCAAGAGUCAAAGGAGGUGGAUGAUAAUGCAGAUGGGGAAUCUAAUGAAGAGGUGUUUGAAGAAGAGGUUUCUAGCUCGGAGAACGGUGGAGACAAUUCAGAAUCGAAUGGAAGAUCUAGUGAGACAGUAAUGGUAGAUGUUGAGGUUAAUGAGGAAGGAGGUAUGGUAUCAAUGGACACUGUUGCAUCAGCUAAUAAACAAUGGGUUCAGGAAUCUAAAACAGAGAUUAUGGAUGAUUCAGAUGGAAUCAUUAACAAAGAUUUGAAGGAAAACGCUGCACAAUGGCACAAUAUAUGUGAGCAAACUGUGAUGGGUCUCGAUCAUGAGGAAGUGAAGAGUGAGGAAACUGUGGGAGAUAAUGAGAAAGUUUUCAGAGAAGGUUCCUCUCUAGAAAUGAGAGAAGAGGAUGGAAAGAAAACUGUGGGAGAUAAUAAUGAAGAAGUUUUUAGAGAAGGUUCCUUUGGAGAAAUGAGAGAAGAGGAUGUAAAGAAAACAGUAGAUGUAUGGAAUGAAACUGUAUCGCUUGUUAAGCAAGCGUUUGAUGAGAUACUUGCGGAAAUCACUGAUGAUGACUCAUCCGAUGAUACUUCUGUUACAAAAGAUGAACCUUUAGAGGAUGGAUUGCCAAAAGAAGAUGAUGUAGGAGCUGAUUCGAGUGAUUCAUCUAGCUCGGAUAUGCAUCCUACUGAAGGAAGGGACAACCAUUUGUCUGUGAUUGUUUCUGCUUUUCAUAUGGAAUCUGAUCAUCAGAGAGGUCCCAAGAAGUGGACUUACUUGAAAAGGGUAAUUCUUCUCAAGAGGUUUCUCAAGUCGUUGGAUCGAAGAGAGAAGCGUAAGUUGUCUAAUGGUGAAGACAGAGAAACAAUAAUGCGGUUGAGAAGAGAGUUGGUUGGGGAGAGGAAGAAUGCAGAAGAAUGGAUAAGAAGAGCAUACCGAGCCGUCUCCACCAUCUUGGGAGCUUCUCUGUCUUGUUGGGCCUUACAUGGAGCCUGA